Molecule: messenger RNA, 1398 nt
Organism: Capronia epimyces CBS 606.96
Lineage: Eukaryota; Fungi; Ascomycota; Eurotiomycetes; Chaetothyriales; Herpotrichiellaceae
Exons: 2
Coding region: 1-1398 (465 amino acids)
Cellular component (GO): SBF transcription complex; cytoplasm
Molecular function (GO): transcription coregulator activity
Source: RefSeq, a predicted model, not a curated record
AUGACCGACAUCGCCGACCCCGUUGAUGCGAUUAUGCACCAUGCCACCACGCAUGCGUCAACCAUGCCGGAUCCACCGACACUGACAUCGGCACCUGUGGCCUCCCCUGCCGCACCUGCCCAUCCUCCACGACACAGUUCGCCAGACUCAGCUCUGCCGCAUUCUCCUGCUCGACCAGCUGCUCUGAAUAUAACUACAAGUGUCGCCUCCAGCACGAAUCAUCUCGCCGCGGGACAAGAUGACUCGACACCGCCUACCUCGGCCAUAUCCAGUCAGGAGGAAUCCCAGGAAACAGGGUCGCCUGUUAAGGUAGAGGACAAACAGGAUGCUGGGAAAGAAACGGUACAAGUACCGAGGUCUGCUUCAACUUCUCAAAGUCCCUUGCCAGAGGCAGUUUCUGGCACCAAGCGAACAGCGAGUGGUCAAGUCAAGAGAGCCAGUGUGAACGGGAUGGGGGAUGUAAUAACCAGAUCUACGGAUGGGGCCGGCCACUCUCGAACGUCGAGCACAACUUCGAAUGGAGGAAAUGGAAACGUGCUUGAGCUCUCCCAGCAGUUGCGUACCAAGCUGAAAUAUGCCAUGAUCAAGGUGCAGAAUGGCUGGCAGUCUCGCUCAUUCGAUGAGGUCGAGUCUCUGGCCUCUCAAUCGCCUCGAUCGACCGUGUCCGGAUUUCACCCAUUCAACAAUGACCCGCAAACUCUACUCUCCCCGAAGACAGCCAUGUCGAGGAAAUUAUAUCAACGCGAAUCCAGUGAAAGCGAUUCGUCCGACAGUACUGUAGCCCUGGAAGCUCGCGGACUAACCACGGCCAAUGCGGUAGGCAGUCCGCAUGCUGCGGUACGCCGCUCUCUCGCUCCUCCUGUCGAUAUCAUGCCAGGAUCAGGGUCAGGAUCGGGACCGGGCUUGGGAUCACGCCGUCGACCGACCCCAAACGCGGCAUAUCACGGUAGGGUCCACCCGCCUCCCCCAGUACGGACGAAUGCAAAAGAGAUUUAUGCUUCACGUCCGACCAACAGCAAAAGGACACCCAGCCAGAAUGCGGCUAUGGAAGCCGAUGCCGUCGAGACACUGAUGUUCAUGGCCAGCCCAAACAAUUCAGGGUACAAUCCGGCCUCGCACGCGUCUCAGGACUCGUCAUCCCUCCGAACAACAGCACCGCCGGGCUCGACCUUGACUUCACCGCUACGCACACAAUUCAGCCAAGCAUCCAUCAUGACAUCUCCUAAGAGAGUGGCUUUCUCGGACGCUGGAUCUUCUUCGACAGACCAUGCCGUUUUCGACAAGAAUGCUCUGAUUGAUCGUAUCUUGGACGAGUUAUCCGACACGAGUGACGACGAGUUGGAGCAGGCGUUCAGGCUGGCUGAGAAGAGCAACCCUGCGGCGACGGUGUCGAGCUGA